Aegilops tauschii subsp. strangulata is the source of this 1227-nucleotide messenger RNA. RefSeq lists its product as uncharacterized. Lineage: Eukaryota; Viridiplantae; Streptophyta; Magnoliopsida; Poales; Poaceae. The record is from RefSeq and is a predicted model, not a curated record. Gene Ontology annotation, cellular component: membrane.
AUGGAGUACCAGCUGAAGGAGUACCUUCUGCUGCUGGCCACACUGGUGGCGACGGUGACUUAUGCGGCGGGGCUCAACCUGCCGGGGGGAGUCUGGCAGGAGGACACCCAUGGCGGAGCACACAUCGCAGGUGACCCCAUCCUCCCCGACACACACUAUCGCCGAUACUUAGCCUUCUACUACUGCAAUGCCACGGCGUUCGCUGCGUCGCUCGUGGCAUGCCUCCUCCUCCUCUUCCUCAACGAGGAGGAGACGAUCUCGGCCACCGUCUUGCGGGCGGUCAUGGUGCUCGACUUGUUUGGCCUCAUGGGGGCCUAUGCCGCCGGGAGCUGCCGGGACCUGUUCACCACCAUCUACUCCUCACUGCUGGUCUCAGCAGUCUUCGCCUACAUCACGAAGGUCUUCAUCACCUACACUUUGCACCGGGUGUUGACCAAUAGAACGCAAGUCAAGGGUGACGCCAACACGCAAGAGGAGGAUUAUGAUGCCAACGGUAACCCCGAGAGGCAAGAUGAGGAUUACGAUGCCAAACGUGACCCCGAGAAGCAAGACGAGGAGCGCAAUGCCAAGACGGGCGACAGGGAGCAAGAUGUACUAAUACUACUCGCAACCUUCGUCGUUGCGAUCACGUACAUGGCCGGGCUGGGCCCGCCCGGCGGGUUCUGGGGGAGCAGCCAGGACGGCCACCGCGUGAGCGACCCGAUCAUGCAGGACCACUACUCUGCCAGGUACCAGGCUUUCUUCGUGUGUAACACCACCGCCUUCGUCGCGUCAUUGCUCGUCAUCGUGUUGCUCAUGGACAAGGAGCUCAGCAAGGCCAUCACUGGAGCCAGCAAGGCUAUCACUGGAGACAGAACUGGAGCCAGCACUGGAGACAAAACUGGAGCCAGCAAGGCUAUCUGUAAAGCGAUCUUCUCCCCUACAAGGUUCGUCGUACUCUACGGGUUCAUCGCGGUGGCGCUCACCGGCCUCAUGGGGGCCUAUGCUGCAGGAAGCUGCAGAGAAGCUGAUGCUACCAUCUAUGUGGUUUGCCUGGCUGGUGCUGUUCUUGCAUCCAUAUUUCUACAGGUGGCUAUUCCUAGAGCCACCAAAAAGAAGUGUUGGGGCCAUAACCUACUCAAACUCAUACAUGACCUCUUUAGCACUAACAAGUAUGUCAUCACGUAUAUUUUUGUUAAUUCUAGCUUCCUUGGCAAAUUAUCAUUGGUGCACAUAAUUCAAUUCUAG